Molecule: messenger RNA, 2699 nt
Organism: Colias croceus (clouded yellow)
Lineage: Eukaryota; Metazoa; Arthropoda; Insecta; Lepidoptera; Pieridae
Exons: 6
Coding region: 766-2598 (610 amino acids)
Biological process (GO): proteolysis
Molecular function (GO): zinc ion binding; metalloendopeptidase activity
Source: RefSeq, a predicted model, not a curated record
AUUGCCGAUAAAAGUUGCAACAAUGUGCUCUUAUUGUUUAUUAAUAUACCUAACAAAUUAAUAAUUAUUGCAUCCAUCAUUAUUAUUAUAAGUUGUAAAGCUAUUGAUGUAAGUCUCAUUUAAUAAUAUCAACAUAAUUCAUCAUUACUAAUACUUAUUAGAUAUAACGCCCUUUCAUUUUCAAAUCUUCAUUUUAUUAUUUUGAUUUUAUACAAAAAUUGUUUAAAGAAAAUUCUUUCAAUAUUUGCAAUUUAGUUAUUAAACAUUACACGGAAAUUGCAAUCCUAAUUCGGACGGACCUUGACUUGGUUAAAUUGUUCAAAGACCUGCUUUUGGUUCUGUAUGAUAUAUUUUUUAUAAAUAGAGCAAAAAGAAUUAUCGAAAUCAAGGUUGUAUCUGUUGAUAAAGUAAAUGGUGCAGAGAAUUUGGCAAUUAAUUCUUGCAUGGUAGGCGUAGUCCGUUUGUGUCACGCUCACUGUCGCAAGUCACCGCUGCAGUAGUGCGCUUACACCUUGUGAAAUGGUUGUAUUCAAAGCUAUAUUAAUUCCAGACCCACCUCGAUGGGUUUUGUCACGAAAAAAUUCGCAGUGCUGUACAUUUUUUGUCAAAUCGAUCUAGCUCAACUAAAAUAUCAAUGCGACGAGACAUUAGUAUACCGUUAAUAUGACAUACUUUUUUCGAAAACUUGCGACUAAAAGCUGAUAGCAGAACUAUAUUGCGCAUCUAUUAAAUAUUUAAAAUUUGAAUAAGUUUUAUUUUUGAAUAAUGAAGUGGAUAAACUGUGUUGUUUUAUUGUGUGUGUUUAUAAUUAAGUGUAAAUCGAUGUCCGAAAGUGAAAUAGAAGAUUUUGAGAACUUUUUAAAAGAGACAUCACAAUUAGAUCAAAAUCUUAAAAGUAACCCGGAAGCAGACUUCGAUGAAGACGAACCAGCAUCAGAUAAUGCAUGGGAAGAAAGCGGGAAAUUCGAAGGAGAUCUUAUCUUAAACGAUCGGCAACGGCGUAUGAUUGUCACUAACGUUGUGGAGGGUCUCGCCCGGAACGGACUGGCGGACAGCACCAAACGGUGGCCUAAUAAUGAAGUCAUUUACUUCAUUCAACGAGAACAUUUUAAUCUAGAUCAAGUACAAGCUAUAGAAGACGGUAUUGCUGAUUUAGCGCAAGCGUCCUGCGUAAAGUUCACACCUUACAAAAAAGGCGAUCGUGAUGCUGUUGUUAUUCAGGGUAGUAGACGCGGCUGCUUCUCUCAAGUUGGCUAUCAAGGGGGUUACCAAGUGCUGAACUUGUCUGGUCGGCAUCCAGUAGGCCGUGGAUGUUUUAGACACGGAACUGUGGUACACGAGCUACUUCAUACCCUUGGCUUUUACCACAUGCAGAGCAGUCCUGAUAGAGAUGACUUCAUCGAUGUAUUGUGGGAGAACAUCAUUCAAACGACAAGACACAAUUUUCGCAAAUACAACUCGUUUGCGGUGUCCGACUUUGGCGUCGGUUACGACUACGAAAGUGUUCUGCAUUAUAGCCGAAAAGCUUUCUCUGUCAAUGGGAAAGACACACUCGUGCCUAAACAGAGAGGAGCUGAAAUCGGUCAGAGGAUUGGCCUGUCGCAAAAGGACACGCAAAAGCUAAAUAAAAUGUACUGUGAUGCGGACUCCGAUAAAUUUUUAGAUAGCGAUACUUCAAAACCUCCUCCGGCUGCGAAGAAACCUAACAAAAACAAACCUUUCGAGGGACGAGGAAUAGGAUAUCAUCAAGGUAAAGCCGUCGCUAUAAAGCUACCUGCUGCACAAACAUAUAAUUUGCAUGACUUUUCCAACAUUGAUAAGUUUAAUGAUUUUAGUAAAACGAAAGAAAGUGUGCCUCCAAUGCCUGUUCAUGGAUUUGGAGUUGUUAAGGAAAUAAAUAAUUUAUACGCUGUACCUCAAUACACUGAUAAUGAAGAAAAUUCUCCUAGUGGAAUGCUUGUUGUUAGAGGAAACAGGGAUGAAAAUGAAUACAUUGAUGACGUAUAUAAGUUUUCUGGUGAAAUAAGGAAUAAUAUGGAUCCAUCUGAUGCUCGUAAAUUAGAUUACGGACGCAGUACAGUACCAUCAAAUCCGCAUGAGUAUGUCAUACCGGGUUCAAUGCAAUACCACGAUGUCUACCAACCAUACACAGUUAAGCAUUUAAAUAAUGGACGGGAAGCAUUCCCUAAGAAUUUCCUUCAAAAAUCACAGGAAGGAACUGAAUAUACCGAUAAGCAAAAAGAAGACUAUGUAAAUGAUUAUCAUAUUAUGGAUCGCAAUUUGAUUCAACACAUGAAACAGAAAUAUAAUGAAAAUAGAUAUCAACAUGACCAAGAAAACAUUCAUGCAUUGCAGUCUCCACGAAGCAAAAGUCCAUAUUUUGAUAAUACUGAAAAGAUAAAAAACUACAAUGAUAAUAAUUAUAGUUAUGGAUAUAAUGGUGGUUACGAUCCAUACGAUAAUGUUGCAGUCUCGCCAAACUUAAAUAUAUUACAUAAUUCCAAAGAGUCUGAGCUGCCAUCGCAAACAAAAUGGUUAAAUUCUAACACGAAGCUAUAUCAUCCGUAUGAUAAAGAAAUACAUUUUGAUGACAGAUAAUACCUAUUGUUAACAAUAAACUAGUAAAGUAUAUUUUUGUAUAAGUUUUAGUUAAUAGUUAAGUAGUUACGUGUAUAAAAAUAAAUAUAAUUAAUAUGAAG